Messenger RNA from Danio aesculapii, 6699 nucleotides. RefSeq names its product major facilitator superfamily domain containing 3 (gene slc33a2). Gene Ontology annotation, biological process: transmembrane transport. The coding region runs from base 129 to 1382 and encodes 417 amino acids. Lineage: Eukaryota; Metazoa; Chordata; Actinopteri; Cypriniformes; Danionidae. Gene Ontology annotation, molecular function: transmembrane transporter activity. Gene Ontology annotation, cellular component: membrane. The transcript is spliced from 6 exons. The record is from RefSeq and is a predicted model, not a curated record.
CGCGCUCCCGCGGAAGUACCGAGUUGGAAAAUAGAGGUUAUGCUGCAUCGAGCACCGCGGGUGAAGGAGAUUUACAUGUAAAUACAAGUACAGCCAUGAGCUGAGGCUCCCCAAACCGGCCUUUCUCCAUGAUGAACGACAAGCUGGUGUUCCUGGGUCUGCUGUACUUCAUCCAGGGCAUUCCUUAUGGCCUGCAGUCAUCCCUGCUCCCAGUUUACCUGCGUGGUGCUGGUCACUCCCUCACCCGCAUCAGCCUCACCAAAAUCCUCUACUUCCCCUGGGUGCUCAAAGUCCUCUGGGCCCCCCUGGUGGACCGGACAGGCACCAAACGCUGCUGGUUGGUGGGCACAGUUGCGGGUUUGGCCAUGACCUGUUUGUUAAGUGCCACCAUCUCACCUGAUGUUCAAUACAUGAGUGUCGCAGGCUCUUUGCUUGCAAUGAAUGUGCUGGCAUCUGUACAGGACAUAGCGGCGGAUGGAGCUGCAGUUCGGCUGCUCAGGGGGCAGGGAGAGGUUGGUCUGGGUAACACGGUGCAGGUGGUGGGCUAUAAAGCCGGGUCUGUGUUUGCUGGAGGGGGGCUCCUGGCUGUGAUUGAUGUUGCAGGCUGGGGAUGGAUGUUCGCUCUGCUGGCCUGCGUUUACGGUGGCGUCGCUUUGUUCGUUUGGGGAGCCCCGGUGUUGGAUGGAGAGCCGGCGCGGGGACAGGGAGAAGGACGGAGAGGGUCAAAGGAUGUCAUGCAGCCCUGGAAGGUGUGGAAGAAGCUGUUGUCCGUGCCAGGAACACCAUGGACGAUGUUCUACGUCCUCACGUACAAGUUAGGUGAACAGGGGGCGAUCACCAUGUUUCCUCUCUUCCUGCUGGACCACCACAUGACAGCCAGAGAGCUGGGGGUCUGGAAUGGGGUUGUUGCCAUGGCCUUUUCCAUCUGCGGCUCAUCAAUUGGGGGAUUUUUGCUCUCUCAGUACAGUAUUGGCCUGUUGAUGAGACGUGUGUUUAUGAUGCGGACAAUAGGCAUGGUCUUCCAGAGCUCACUUCUCGUAGUGCUGGAGCCCUCACCAAUGAUGAAAGUUAUGGCGGUGCUGAGUCUGAGUUUGCAGCAUUUCAUCGCGGGUCUAAUCACCACUCUGACUUUCACCACGAUGAUGAACUGCACACAGAGAGCCGAGGAAAGCAUACAGGCUACCCACUACAGUUUUCUGGCCACUUUGGAGGUUCUUGGGAAGCUGAGUUUUAGUGCCCUGGCUGGAGGAAUGGUGGACACUGUUGGCUUUCCCAUAGCUUUCAUCCUCUUCCUCUUCCUCACCUCCAGCAGUGCCCUGCACGUGUGGAGAGCCACAGAGACCGGAGUCCUGAAGGAGCAGCUCAAAGAACAGCCAAAGUGACCGAUGUGAGCCUUUCACAGUCAGAGGAAUGACACAGGUCACCAAUUAACCAGUGAUGCCAACGUGUUCUUUUUAUUUGCAGUUAUUUAAGACACAACCAGCAAUGAAUAUGAAAAGAGGCACACAAACACUCUCUAUAUCUCCAAAAAAAAGCCAGUAUCUCUGUGAAAAACACUGCAAUAGUUAAACAGCAACACUGCGCCUCUGCAGUCAAAUAGCUUUAAAGGCUCUUGCUUUUCAACAACAAUGGCAAGCAGACUAAGCUGUGGCAACUAUGAUUUAGUCUGUCUCAAGGAGAACAGUCAAUCAUUUUAAGAAAUUAGUAAGCUAAAUGGUUAAUACAUUACGUUUGCUAUAAUGGACAAUAUUAUUCAGAGCAAUUUAACUGUUUAUAAAUGCUUGAUAAGGGGUGUAGUCUAGUUUGGUUUAGUUAAACACAAUAGCCAUUUAUAUGUUUCUUUAAAUACAGUGUGCAUUCAUCUUAAAAUUACUUUUUUGGGAAUCUGAUGCCCUCUAGAUGUUUUCCUUUUAUAAAACAUCAAGUUUAUUGACCAAUAAACAAAAUACAGCUUUUUAAAGACUUUAGAUUGAGUUAUGGUACUGUGCUAAGUAGCGUGCUUUUUGUAUUCUCAGUGCAAUAUUUAUAUUAAAGGGGUCAUAUCAUGGAAUAAUGAAUAUUGCUGUUUCAGGUUCAGUGUAGAAAAAUAUUAUACAUUAGAUAUUUAUAAAAAUAUAUAAUUUAAAAAAUAUAUAAAUGAUGAUAAACAAAAUUACCAAAUACAUUCCUGAAUACGCAUAAAAGAAGUGAAAUUAUUUCACUUGAUAAUGCAGUGCAUCUCAAACAUUGUGUUAAAGGGAUGGUCCAGACUAUAUUUUAAGGCUUGGUUGUGUUUAUAAGAUGCAAAGCAAUGUGGGCUUAUGCUUCAUUUGUAAAAAUCACGUAAUUAAUCUUACUUUGAUUAUAUACUGCUACUCUGCUAACAUGAAAGCGACUGUCAUAUUUCCUACUUCCUCUGAAAGGUCCGCCAUCAAAAGGCUCUGCUUGUUCAGCCAAUGGUUCAGCAAUGAUUUGCGGAUUGGCUCCAUAUCACCUGGAAAAGCGUCACGCCUCUGAUAGCAUGCGAUUUUGCUCAGUGUAAACACUGUCAGUCAGAGUAGCUGUUAGCCAUAUCAGUUUGAGCCUGAAUCAGACAGAAAAUAACACAGAGGACACAGCUAAACCUCACGCCUGCUCUGAAACGUUCACAUAUCUUUUGCGAGUUUGUUAUUUGAGAUGUACUGUAGAGCACAUGGAAAGCGUCCACAUAGAGAGAUACUGCAGCGCCGGUGAAGAUUGUGGUUGUUUACAGCGGUUUGACGGAUAAAUCUGAAUUUGUAGCUAAAUUGUUAAUGGUGUCAAACAGCAUUUCUCGUUGUCUACAUCCGUGUUUAGGUCCUUGCUACAACAUGCUGUCAACACUAGAAACUGUGCAUGUAUUAAUUCAAUUAAUAGCAAAUCAAUUUUAGCAAAUAAAAAUACUUACAGGUUGUGGCUCACAAUCCACAGCUUCGUCUAUUGUGGUUGAAGGAGUUUUUAGCCGAAUCCAGCACAGAACUGGAGAGAUUCUGGAAGCUGUCAUUUGUCAAAUGCUAGCUAUAUAUUUUAAAAUAAUUUUCUGGAACAUAAUUAAAAUUAAACUGUAAGCACGUCUCUCUUUUGUGUUAUGUCCUUCCUGUAUUUGGAAUCCCAAAUACAGAAAUGGAACAAGCUCUGUGGAAAAGCAGCUUUUGAACGGCAUUACAGUGUCGCUGGCCACACCCCUUUGCUGCAUGGGUUUGUGAUCUCAUUAGCCCGGAUGUAUGUUUUUGUAGUCCCCAAACUUCGUUCGCGGUAGGCUUUGCUAAUCUAAGCCAGUUGCUCCCUUUUUGAGCGUAUUACAACCAGAGAUGUUGUUUAUGUUCACACAGCUACAUUACACAUGAACUAAAGUUUAAAAUAUGAGAUCGUAGUGGACCACCCCUUUAAUGAUUCUAAAAAUAUCUGAGCUAAUGUCUGUCAUCAGAAAGAUGUUAUAUAAUCAUCUCCCAGAAUUAAUCUCCCGCAAAUCAAAUUUAAGUAAAUUGAACAUAAAACAGUUAAGUUAUCCAAAUAAAAUCUCAAUGUUUGGGUUGUUUCAGCUCAUUUUAAAAAAAUAGUAUAAACAAGCAGUAAAAAAAUUUUUGCACCCAGCUUCAAAUUUAUGGCAACAUGGCAUCAAUUGUGUUUGCCAUUUAAAAUGCAAUUAUUAUGAGCUACAGUGGUUUUCCUGCUUGUAGAAACUUUUUAUUUCUUGAAAUAAUGCUCUAGUGCUUUUACAGUGCUUUAUUCACAAAGGUUUUGUGUUUUUGUUCUGUUGCUGCAAUCAAACAAUUAUGUUUACUGCUUUAUCAAACUACAGGUACUCAUUUAAAAUGAGAUGAACACAAUUCUUGAGGGUAUUUUAUGGACAAAUUAAUUGUUUUAUGUUCAAACCACUUAAAUUUGUAAAAACAAAUUAGUUAAUAAUUCAUGUUGUACUUACAGUGUGGUCGUUUUUUAGCAGCUAUGACUCAGUUUGUCCUUCUUAGGAUUAUUUGUAAAUGUUUGGAAAGAGUUGCCCCACAUCAAUGUGACUCAACUGUUUCUCAAUGCACAGAUGGUGUUUGCAUACAGUAUGAGUGUCUUAUAGGUACAACAUCCAACAACUCAUCCAGAGAGAUCACAGCUAAUUCAAUUACGACUGAACUAAAUCAGGUUUGUUUAUGAUGAAGGAAACUUGACUGACACUGUAAAUGGACCUCAGGGAAAAAUAUGUUUGUAAAAGGAUAUGACCCCUUUAAUGUCUGUUAAAUACUGUACAUUGACAGUUAAACUCAUCAAGCUCAUUUUUGAGCUGACACUGUAUUAUUUGAAAUGUUGAAUUUAUUUGAUGUUUUUGUAUCAUGAAUUGUUUGCAUUUCCUAUGCAAUGACACAUUUAUCCAUAAUUAUAACAUAACUUUCAAGGCUUCUGCUGGUCUUAAAAUUUAAUUCGCCCUUUCCCAAUUUCAAGUUGUAAAGUCAUAGUUGAAAGGUUUAAAUUCAUGAGGUCAUGGCCAAAAAAUUGAAUAUAUUUCUUAGUUUUUCUAUUUUCCAAUGCAAAUAUCUAACAUCCUGAGGUCAAGCUACAUUUACUUGGAAUUCGACAUGAGGAAAAUAAGGAUUGUUUUCUGAAAAACUGAAUUUUAAUUUUAAAACAUGAACAAUUAUUUGCAAACACAAUAGGAUCUUUUUUUUUUGUCCUGGCCCAUUGGUAGACAUUCAUUCUUGUUUUGAUCACAUACUUGCUUCUCUUUGUAAUCAGUUUCAUCUCUUAGUAAUCUUUGUAAAAAAAAAAAAAAAAAAAAAAAUGUGACAUUUUACCUAAUGUCAUUUUGCUUUGCAUGUAAAUCUUGACUUGAGGAUCUUUAUACAUUUGCACUGGUUAACAAUAGAAAAAUACUGAUAAAGAACAUCACAUCAGAAAGUACAAUGCAAGUUAUAAACUAUUUGGCAGCAGAUUUAAAAACCUAAAUGCACUGGAAAAAAGCUUUCAUUCAUCCAAUUAAAAAAAUAGGAUUAGGGUAAUCGUUCACAUCUAAAUUUUAUCACUUGACCCAAUGAAAAAUAAAUAAUUUGAUAAAUAAACUUUAAUCAAAACAAAAAUUCACAAAAAAUGUUCAAAUAAUCCAAUAAAAAAAAGGGUAAUGCUUUCACAUCUAAAUUUGAUCACUUGAGCUAAUGAAAAAUAAAUCAUUUGCCUUAAACAAUAUUGUUCUAAGUCCAUGAAAGUACAAAGCAUAUUGACCUUAUGCACUGACCUAUAUGAGUAAUCUUAAAAUUUUACAUUGGUCAAAACAAAUACUUCUUAGUAGAGCUCUUAAUCAAAAACAUUUAUAUUCAACCAUGCUUUGAACUUAAAUUUGAUUAAUUGAGAAAUAAAAUACUGAAAUAAAAGAGACAUUUUUAAUUGAAUUAAUUACUUAUAAGUUUUCCAGUGUGCUAUGUUCUUUGUAAAAUGAAAGUAAAGCACAUCAGUAUUUUUUUUACUUCUUCAAUGUAAAGUGUGUCAUUGAUAUAAAUUAUUGUGUACUCUUAUAAAUUUACAUUUAGAGAACACAUCAACAUAUGUAUCUGGUAUCUAUUUGAGUUAUCCGUUAAAUAUUCCUACAUAACUGGGCCUUAAAGAGGUCUAUAAAAAGUUUUACGUUUACCUUUAGAGACCUGUCAGAAACACAAACUUUGCUGUAAUCGUGCCUCAUGGUUUACAAGAAGAAUAGUGAAAUAACAAACCUUAAUCCAGAAGUACUGGUAAAGGAAAUUCUCUGAGCCAUUUCUUAUAUUUUUGAGUUUUAUUUUUAGUUGUCUUUUUGUACAAAUGUUUUUAUUGAUUUAUUUUAUGUAAUUGUCUGCAAAGCCAGAUCAUAUGAGAAUAUUGUUAAGACUAUGUACGAUAUGUGUAUGUGUAGGAUUUGCUAUAACUCUUUACGAAGCCUUCAAGCUACAUACAGUACUUAUACAAAUGUCAUUUUAGAGUAUUAGAGGGAAUAUAAAUUGCAAAAAAACAUCUAAUGAAAAUGCAACCGCACAUGUUUAACACAGUUACACUGUUUUCCAUUAAAUAUAUAUGUAUAUAUGUGGAAAAUAUGAGACCACUUGAAAAUAGUCAGUUUCUCUGGAUUUACGUUUUAUUUAUAGUUAUGUUUGAGUAAAACAUUUGUUUAAAUCCAUAAACUACUAAUGACACUUCUACCAAAUUUUAAAACAACGUUUCCAUUUAGAGCAUUUUUCUCCACAACAAAAAGAAUGCUUUUACUUUCAUUUUAGGCAGUGCAGUACCAAUAAUUUAACUUCAGAAGAGUUAUGACUUGGAAUAACCCAUGUCAUUUUCUAAAAAGCACUGAAAAAUGCUUCUUCAUAGAAUAAAACUAAUAUUAACAAUAUACUCAAACCCAUACCUAAUAAAUCCAGUAAUGUCAGAGAUCCUUUUCAAGUGGUCUCUUGAUUUGCUCCAUAGCUGCAAACAUGCACUAUAGUAUAGUGUACUGUUUUAAUAUAAUAUUAUGUGCGGCGCUUUUCUUUCUUUUUGUUCAUUAUUUGAAAAAUAGAAACAGCCACAUCAGAAUAAGAUUGGUCAAAAUUUCAGCCUUUGAUGAGAUAAAUGAAAAAGGUAUGGCCGACUGAUGAUAUUUUGUCAUUAAAUCUUCUGAUGAGCAAAGCCCUUACCAAACAAGGACCAUUUUGCCAUAUUAGCUCUGACUAUAGGAGACUCAAAAAUAAAAAGCUAUUACUGUACCCAGAA